AGAGAGGAAAGGGAGAGAGAAGGUGUGCUGUUUGAGAGUGUGAGAAGGGGCAAGAGGAGUGUUCGUCCAAACGUCAGGAGAGAGCGGACCCCUCUUGAGAGUUCUACUGACACCCCUUCCUCCGGCAUGGCGAACAUCAAAUCUGCCCAAUGGCAGGCCAUGCUGGAUCCAACGGACGAGAGCCAGAAACCAUUCUUUCAAAAACUGAAUGAUGAUGCCGUGCAGAGAGAAAGGGAGGCAGCGGCAGCAGCUAGAGCCGCCGACAUUGCUGAUCAGGUGGCUCUCCUCCGGAUCCCGGAAGCUAACGCUGACCGGUUCCGGAAGGGACUAGCUGCUGCUGUAGCAGCCUUGGUCCGACUGCGGACCUUGGAAGACUUUGAGUCUCGUAUGAUAGCACUUGAGCAGCGGAACAAAGAGCUGCAGGCUAAGGUAAUUAUCCUUGAACAGUCCCAACUGUCUGCCUCCCGCCCUCCUAACCCUCGAUCUGUUGUAAUCCGAGUCUCUCAGCCCAACACAACCCUCGUUCCAAGGGCCAGCGGAACUGCGGUAAGUGCAGGAACCGGAGCAAGCUCCUCAAGCGGCAGCACCGGUAGUUCUGCACUGAUCGUAGUCCCAAAUGCAGGGACUUCAGCCCAAAACGCCACAGUUCUUACAGCCGUUCAGUACAACGGUCCCAUGGUGGACAAGCGGGCAGCCACGUUGCCGUCCAAGUACGACGGGAAGGCUGACAUCACCUCUUGGAUUAGUUCCAUGCGGUCAUGCUUCGAGGUCAUGCGGACACCUCAAGAGGACCGAAGUAUGAUCAUGGGAACUAAUACCGAGCCUGCCGUACGAAACCACAUUGAGCUCCAAGCUUUUGCUGCAGGCUAUGCACGCAUAGACCUGACUGAUUGGCUGAAGGUCACCCCAGUUCGCACCCUUGAGGAUCUUCUCCUUGACGGGUAUCAGGAUAAACAUGUUGCGCUCAAGGCUAGACUGAAGCUUGAGGCCCUCAAGGGCCAAACAUGGAGGUCAUCCAUGCAGGCUUUGGAACACCUGACUGGUCUAUUCACCACUCCGGAUCUAGGAAUGACUGACGUGUCUUGCAUGGAUGUAGUUAUGGGAGUGGCCCCUACAGAAUACCUCUCCCUGCUAGCACUCAAGGACCAUGCUAUCUGGCGAGAGCUCAUGAAGGACCUAGUCGACCUAGAGGCCAAGGACCUCGCCAGGCGCAAGAAGGCGCCCGUUGCAGGUGGGAAACCACAACGCAAGCGGUUUGGAGGCAGCAACCAGCUUGCACUGCAUGAUCAUCGGGAGGCUGACGAUCAGUCCUAUGCGGAUGAUCUGCCUCUAGAUGACGAUCUAGAUCCGGACUCCGAUACAGGCUGUGUGCGCAUCACCUUUGACAAAGACCGCACUGUCACACACGAGCUGAAUUUCUAUGUCUUGGACAAGUGUCCUUUCGACGCGGUCAUUGGCUUGGGCUGGCUAAAGGCUCAUUGCCUAUGGACCACGCGGGCGGACAAUCAGUUCGUGGUACUUGAUGCCAAGGGGAACGAGCGUACCGUCUUACUAGAUGAGACGCGCGAGUUCCCUGUGACUCUUCUAAGUGCUAACAAAUUCUGCAGGUUUGUGGUUGUGUAUCUUGAUGACAUUCUGAUUUUCAGCAAGUCUAUGGAGGGGCACGUCAAGCAUCUCGAGGAGGUCUUGCAAGUCCUCAAAGAUGCUCAACUGCACCUCAACUUGGAGAAAUUUGAGUUUGGCAGGGACAGCGUUAUCUACCUUGGGCACCGGUUGUCUGCAAGCGGUCUCGAGCCGGAGGCAACCAAGGUUGAGGUCAUCCGCCACUGGCCUCAACCGGCGAAAUUACGCGAGCUGCGUUCUCUUCUUGAUAUGGCUUGUUACUACUGGAAGUUUGUGCCUAAGUUCUCUGACAUUGCUCACCCACUCUCACGCCAGACUAGUAAGAAUGUUGCCUAUGCGUGGUGUGAAAAGUGUGAGACUGCGUUCCAAGCCUUGAAAGAGGCUUUGGUGAGUCAUCCUGUGCUCCGCAUUGCGGAUCCCAACCUCACGUUCGUAGUCACUACGGACGCGAGCCAGUUUGGGAUUGGUGCAGUGCUGCAAGAAGAUGAUGGCGAUGGUCUGCGUCCGCUUGAAUAUUACAGCAAACGCAUGCCCAGCCACAAGGUAGGCACUUCCACAUACAUGCGGGAGCUCUACGCCUUGCGCGAGGCGCUCACGCAUUGGAAGCACUACCUCUUGGGUCGCCACUUCAAGGUUUAUUCAGAUCAUCAGACCUUGCAAUGGAUUAAGACACAAACUGAUCUCUCUCCAACUCUGACCCGCUGGCUGCAUGACAUUGAUGUUUUCAACUUUGAACUAAAACAUAAGAAAGGCUGCUAUGAUCGUGUUGCUGAUGCUCUGUCGCGCCAUCCCGAGUACUUGACUUGCCUUGUGGACUCGUACGACCUCCGGAGGAAACUGAAGGAGGAUCUGGUCGAGCACACUGCCAAGGAUCCGGACCUUAGUCCCAUCCUUGAGCAGCUCGAGGUUGACCCCAACAGUCAACCUGAUUUUCAUGAAUGCGAGGGUCUUGUAUUUCGCCGGCAUAAGCCUUAUGGCCUACUGAGACCUCUUCCCAUUCCCAAUGGACCCGGCGAGUCGAUUUCCAUCGACUUCACGGACAUGGGAAAGGUGAGUGAGGCUGGGAAUUCACACAUUGUGGACCGCUUCUCCAAAUUUCUGAACUUGAUUCCUCUCCCUCCUCACGCCCCGACUGAACUUGUCAUAGAAGAAUUCCAUCAGCAGCACAUUCUGCAGUUCGGCGUCCCGAAAACUAUUGUGAGUGAUCGGGAUACCAGAUUCAUCAGCAAAGAUUGGAAAGACUUCACAUCUCAGAUCUACGACAUCAAACUGAAYAGGACUUCUGGUCGACACCUUGAAGCCAACGGAUUGGCUGAGGAGAUCAACUAGACUGUCAUCCAAUUGCUUCGCGCACUAAUUGUUCCAGAUCAGAACACGUGGGACAAGGAAUUGCACAAAGUGA
Molecule: messenger RNA, 3025 nt
Organism: Chara braunii
Lineage: Eukaryota; Viridiplantae; Streptophyta; Charophyceae; Charales; Characeae
Source: the annotation of a GenBank genome assembly